Coprinopsis cinerea okayama7#130 is the source of this 252-nucleotide messenger RNA. RefSeq lists its product as hypothetical. The record is from RefSeq and is a predicted model, not a curated record. The coding region runs from base 1 to 252 and encodes 83 amino acids. NCBI's taxonomy places the organism in Eukaryota, Fungi, Basidiomycota, Agaricomycetes, Agaricales, Psathyrellaceae. The transcript has a single exon.
AUGGGUCAUAUGAAAGAGUAUCUCGAGUGGAAGCAGACGUUCACAAUUUCCCGAAAGCUUGAUAGCAAGAAGGUUCAUCAGAUUCUCAAUGUUGGUGAUGGUGGAACGCCUUGGCCAGAUCCGUUUGUUUCUCCGCGAAUCAGUUAUGACGCCCGGAGACCGCGGAAACGACAUUUUCCAGGAUGUCGUUCCGAAGUUCCUGAAGAUAUUGAAAUCCAGGACAGUGGCGAAAAAUACUUCAGAGCAGUUUAG